AUGUCCUCUCCGACACCAGCCCCCGCGAGCACGAGCAGCGGCUCCUCCCAAGCUGCCACCGUAACAAAACACAAAGAUGCUACCAGCAGCAGCGGCAACAGCAACGAUGCGCCCAAUCCUCCGAUCCGCGUGCUGGCGAACCCUCAAGCCGCGACGGCCAGUCAGAUACACCCAGCAGUCCUGCUCGGUCUGUUCGCCCUGCGGUUCCGGGCCCUAGUCGCGGACCCGGUGUCCGCCAUGUCCGGUUCGCUCCCUGUCGUCGCGGCGAUCCAGAUUGCCUAUGCGGUCAUGUGCCUCCCGCCUGCCGGAUCUUCGGCGGCGGCGCGGCAAUCGCGCAAGCUCAGGUCGGGAGAGAAGAAGAAGGUCUCUGCUGCCUCCUCGGAGGGGGCUGAGCCUAAUGUUGCGGUGACCGUGGUCGUGGCCCUCGUAAUCUCCACAGCCGCCGCCUUCGCCUUGCACGCGCUCCUGAUCCUCUUCGGCGCUCCCUUCCUCGCCCUCGUCCCGCACACGCUCCUCUGCGCCUCCCACAUCUCCCUGCUCGGCUUCUUCCCGCUCCUCUACACCAGCGGCGUCUCGGGCCCCGCCUGGCUCGAGAUCCUGAGCGCCCGGGCCGGCCUCGACGAGGUCUUUGGCGGCCUGGUCGGCGUCACGGCGGGCGCCUGGCUCGGCGCCGUGCCCAUCCCGCUUGACUGGGACCGCGAGUGGCAGAAGUGGCCCGUCACGAUCCUGGCGGGCGUGUAUGUGGGCUAUGCGCUGGGUAAGCUCGUCGGCGGCACCGUGGCGUUUGGCAAGAGGUUUGGAUGA
Messenger RNA from Microdochium trichocladiopsis, 804 nucleotides. Its product is annotated as GPI biosynthesis protein family Pig-F-domain-containing protein. NCBI's taxonomy places the organism in Eukaryota, Fungi, Ascomycota, Sordariomycetes, Xylariales, Microdochiaceae. Gene Ontology annotation, cellular component: endoplasmic reticulum membrane. Bases 1 to 804 code for a protein of 267 amino acids. The record is from RefSeq and is a predicted model, not a curated record. Gene Ontology annotation, biological process: GPI anchor biosynthetic process. The transcript has 2 exons.